CGAUUCAUAUUUUUAAGAGAGAGAGAGACAGAGAAGUGGUGUUAGAGGGAGAAAGAGAGAGAGAGAGAAAUGGUUUUUGAACGCCGGCGAAAGAGAGAAGUGGUUUUAGAGUGAAACAGUGAGAGGGAAGUGGUUUUAGAGUGAAACAGUGAGAGAGAAGUGGUUUUAGAGUGAAACAGUGAGAGGGAAGUGGUUUUAGAGUGAAACAGUGAGAGGGAAGUGGUUUUAGAGUGAAACAGUGAGAGGGAAGUGGUUUUAGAGUGAAACAGUGAGAGGGAGAUGGUUUUUGAGGGCUAGAGAGAGAGAGACGGGCAGUGUUUUCUGGUUCAUCAGACCAGAGAAAUCGGAACACUCUCUCGAUCGAUGAGAGAAACGGGAAAAAUUCGCCCUUUUGUACUGUGACUCGGCCUAGACAACAAUAUCUGUCUAGGUUUUCUGGUUUUGAAUCUCCCUGUCAUUAGGGCGAUGAUCCAAUCAAGCAUGCUAUGCUCUUCUCGCUACUCCUUCUCUGCAACUUCUCUUCCCUCUCCACCAUUGAAUCUCAAGUUGAGAAAAACUCAAUUUCUUCUUAGAUGGAGGUGUAUGGCCACCGAACCAGAAGGCCUCUUUGCCUCAACCACAAAUACACAGCUCGAUUUAGACACCACCGACAAAAACACGACCAAUUUUUGCAUCAUAGAAGGGCCUGAAACAGUACAAGACUUUGCCAAACUGCAGUUGCAAGAAAUUCAAGACAAUAUCCGGAGUCGUCGUAACAAAAUUUUCUUGCAUAUGGAGGAGGUUCGCAGGCUACGUAUCCAGCAAAGAAUUAGAAGUGCUGAACUUGGUGUUCUAAAAGAAGAAAAAGAAAAUGAGUUUCCUGAUUUUCCGUCAUUCAUUCCCUUUUUGCCUCCAUUGACUCCAGCAAAUCUUAAAGUGUACUAUGCUACGUGCUUCUCUCUUAUUGCGGGAAUCAUGCUUUUUGGAGGCCUUCUGGCACCCACUCUGGAACUUAAGUUGGGUCUAGGAGGUACAUCCUAUGAAGACUUUAUUCGUAGUAUGCAUCUGCCUCUACAGUUGAGUCAGGUUGAUCCUAUUGUUGCAUCAUUCUCGGGUGGAGCAGUAGGAGUGAUAUCAUCCUUGAUGGUGGUUGAAAUCAACAAUGUUAAGCAACAAGAGCAAAAAAGAUGCAAAUACUGUCUUGGAACUGGGUACCUGUCCUGUGCUAGAUGUUCAAGCAGUGGAACGCUAUCCAUGGUUGAACCAGUUGCUGUGGCUGAAGGUUAUGAUCAAUCUCUCUCACCGCCCACAGCUGAACGAUGCCCUAAUUGCUCAGGUGCAGGAAAGGUGAUGUGUCCUACAUGCCUAUGUACUGGAAUGGCAAUGGCAAGUGAGCAUGAUCCGAGAAUUGAUCCUUUUGACUAGAGAUUUUUCUAGGAAACAGAGUCAUCCAGUGAAGAAAACUGUAUUUGUGAAAUAUAUAGGAAAUAUUUUGUUUCCUUUUGAUAAUUAUGGUUCCAGGUUGUCUGGGGCGAUUUCUGUAAAUUAUCUACGGUGAUCAGACAUCAAAAACCUAAGCAAGAAUUUCGUUUCUCUCUAUAUGGGGGUGAAAAAAAGUUUUUAGUAAGAUUUUU
This is a messenger RNA of Amborella trichopoda, 1613 nucleotides long. RefSeq names its product protein ORANGE, chloroplastic. The record is from RefSeq and is a predicted model, not a curated record. Lineage: Eukaryota; Viridiplantae; Streptophyta; Magnoliopsida; Amborellales; Amborellaceae.